Molecule: messenger RNA, 1852 nt
Organism: Arabidopsis arenosa
Lineage: Eukaryota; Viridiplantae; Streptophyta; Magnoliopsida; Brassicales; Brassicaceae
Source: the annotation of a GenBank genome assembly
CCUUUUGGAUAAUCUCUAUAUCUACGUUUCUCUCGCCUUGUCUCCUUUUGAGGUUUCAUUUCAACUUCUCUAAAGUUCGAAAUUUUUUCACAGUCUCUCUCUACUACUAGUUUGACAUGAACGGCGACGGUGUUUGGCUUGACGGCGCCGGUGAAUCUCCGGAGGUUAAUAACAAUGAAGCUGCGUCGUGGGUCAGAAACCCAGAUGAAGAUUGGUUCAAUCACCCACCACCACCACCACAAAUCCUCCAUAACAAUAACCAAAGUGACUUCAGAUUCAAUGGUGGGUUUCCAUUAAACCCCUCAGAGAAUCUGCUUCUUCUUCUUCAGCAAUCGAUUGAUUCGUCUUGUUCUGCUCCGUUACAUCCUUUCACACUCGACGCUGCUUCACAGCAACAACAACAAGAACAGUCUUUCUUAGCUACAAAAGCUUGCAUAGCUUCUCUUCUCAACGUCCCAACCACCAAUAACAACACUUUCGAUGAAUUCGGCUUUGAUUCUGGUUUCUUGGGUCAACAAUUCCAUGGAAAUCAAUCUCCAAACUCGAUGAGUUUCGCUGGAUUGAACCACUCGGUACCGGAUUUUCUCACUUCCCGGUCAAUUCCAGCGCCGGAAAACAGCUCCGGAUCAUGUGGAUUGAGUCCUCUGUUCAAGAACAGAGCAAAGGUUCUCAAGCCGUUAGAGGUGUUGGCUUCAUCUGGCUCGCAGCCAACGUUGUUUCAGAAACGAGCUGCAAUGCGUCAGAGUUCGAGUAGCAAAAUGUGCAAUUCAGAGAGUUCUUCUGAAAUGAGGAAAUCGAGCUACGAGAGAGAGAUUGACGAUACGAGUACCGGAAUCAUCGAUAUCUCUGGAUUGAACUACGAAUCUGAUGAGCAUAAUAAUAAUAAAGGUAAGAAGAAAGGAAUGCCUGCAAAGAAUCUUAUGGCUGAGAGAAGAAGAAGGAAGAAGCUUAAUGAUAGGCUUUACAUGCUUAGAUCAGUUGUUCCCAAGAUCAGCAAAAUGGAUAGAGCAGCAAUACUUGGAGAUGCUAUUGAUUACCUCAAAGAGCUUUUACAAAGAAUCAACGAUCUUCAUACCGAACUAGAAUCUACUCAACCGAGUUCUUCAACCUUGCACCCGUUAACACCGACUCCACAAACGCUAUCUUACCGUGUUAAGGAAGAGUUGUGUCCCUCUUCCUCUUUGCCAAGUCCUAAAGGCCAGCAACCAAGAGUUGAGGUUAGAUUAAGGGAAGGAAAGGCAGUGAACAUUCACAUGUUCUGUGGACGUAGACCAGGUCUUUUACUUUCCACCAUGAGAGCUUUGGAUAACUUAGGAUUGGAUGUUCAACAAGCUGUGAUUAGCUGUUUCAACGGUUUUGCUUUGGAUGUUUUCCGCGCUGAGCAAUGCCAAGAAGACCAUGACGUGUUGCCUGAACAAAUCAAAGCAGUGCUUUUAGACACAGCAGGUUACGCUGGUUUGGUUUGAUUGCGAAACAAAAGGAAGAAUCUGUGUGGAACAGAGCUAGAUCUAAGCCUCUUUUUCAUUUUUAGUCAGCAAUUUUCUUACUUAGUUUCAUCAAUUUUAAUCAUGUAUUGAAGAUGAUAACUGUUUUAUUUUACCUUUGAAAACAUGGGGUACACAAAUUCAACCUUUUAGCAAAUGCCAUUGUUACUUUGCUUUUCAUUUUUAUGAGUUGUUUGCAAGAAGAGAUCAAUGUUGAUUUUCACUGAUAAAACACACAUGAGAAACGGCUAGACAAAGAUUAAGAACUGCACAAUUCAUAGGCAAAAGCUCUGUUUUUUUUUCCGCAACACUAACAGAGAUUCAUCUCUGUAAAAAUCAUGUUCUCUAAAUAAAUGUUAUUUUUAUCU